AGAAGAGUGUUGUUUGGUUUAGUAUUAUCAUGUGACUUUCUCACUCUACCCCUCUCUCUUUCUCUCUCUCUCCUCCCAAAAAGAUUAGCCUGUCUGGCUUUUGCACCAAUCGAACCACCACCAGCUUUACCCAUUUUUCAUUAAUUCAUUCCCCCACAGAUAGAUCACUACAAUAACCCUUCUUCUCUUACUUCUGCAUUUCCAUUUCCAUUUCCAUUUUCAUUUUCUUGGAGAGGGUUUCUUAAUUUAUAAUUUCUUGCCCUUUGCUGCUCCAAUGGCGGCAAACGUUUCCAGAUUCAUCAAGUGUGUCACUGUCGGGGAUGGAGCUGUUGGGAAGACAAGUAUGUUGAUUUGCUACACCAGUAAUAAAUUCCCAACUGAUUACAUACCAACAGUGUUCGAUAACUUCAGUGCAAAUGUGGUUGUCGAAGGAACCACAGUCAAUUUAGGCCUUUGGGACACUGCAGGUCAAGAAGAUUACAACCGACUACGCCCCUUGAGCUAUCGCGGCGCCGAUGUCUUUGUCUUGGCAUUUUCGCUCGUCAGUCGAGCUAGCUACGAGAACAUACUCAAAAAGUGGAUCCCCGAGCUCCAGCAUUUCGCUCCCGGAAUCCCUGUGGUGCUAGUCGGGACCAAACUAGAUCUUCGCGAAGAUAAGCACUACUUGGCUGAUCAUCCCGGCGUAAUUCCAGUAACCGCAGCCCAGGGGGAGGAGCUCCGGAAGCAAAUCGGGGCAGCUUAUUACAUCGAAUGCAGCGCUAAGACUCAACUAAAUGUAAAAGCAGUGUUCGAUGCCGCCAUUAAGGUAGUGAUCAAGCCGCCGCAGAAGCAGAGGGAGAAGAAGAAACCGCGCAGCCGAGGAUGUUUUGUGAAUCUCUUCUGCGGAAGAACAGUGCGAGUUCCGGAAUGAAAUGGUUGGACAGUUGCAGAUUAAGGAUGUUCCUAAUUUAUGUAGCUCUGUUUUAACAUCCAAUUCGCGUAAAUUCGACUAAAUUUGAAGUUUCGUUUUCUUUGAACAGAAUGUAGAUUGCUAAUAUAUAUACAUAUAUGUGUAUAUGAGGGGUUCUGUGUGAAGUCGGGUUGUUUGUUCUUUGCGAGACUAUAGUUGUUCUAUAGCGCCUAUUGUUUCGAGUUUGUCGAUCCUAGUAUUUUCUUAGCCGUAGUUUUACUGAAAUUGUAGCUCCUGGUUUUAUUUCCUA
Andrographis paniculata is the source of this 1199-nucleotide messenger RNA. Its product is annotated as rac-like GTP-binding protein 3. Lineage: Eukaryota; Viridiplantae; Streptophyta; Magnoliopsida; Lamiales; Acanthaceae. The transcript is spliced from 8 exons. Gene Ontology annotation, cellular component: cytoskeleton; cell cortex; cytoplasmic vesicle. The record is from RefSeq and is a predicted model, not a curated record. The coding region runs from base 275 to 910 and encodes 211 amino acids. Gene Ontology annotation, biological process: cortical cytoskeleton organization; regulation of actin cytoskeleton organization; small GTPase-mediated signal transduction. Gene Ontology annotation, molecular function: GTP binding; protein kinase binding; GTPase activity.